This is a messenger RNA of Cylas formicarius (sweet potato weevil), 2318 nucleotides long. RefSeq names its product GPI mannosyltransferase 3 (gene PIG-B). Gene Ontology annotation, biological process: GPI anchor biosynthetic process. The record is from RefSeq and is a predicted model, not a curated record. Bases 378 to 1856 code for a protein of 492 amino acids. Gene Ontology annotation, molecular function: alpha-1,2-mannosyltransferase activity. Lineage: Eukaryota; Metazoa; Arthropoda; Insecta; Coleoptera; Brentidae. Gene Ontology annotation, cellular component: endoplasmic reticulum membrane. The transcript has 6 exons.
UUUACAUUUCAUAACUGUAGGAAUUUAUUGUAGGUGGUGCAUGGCACUUGCAUUUCUUAAAACUAAUUUUAUUUUAUUGUUAAGUAGUGCAUUUUAAAAACUUGGCAAAGCGAACGCAUUAAUAAGCAGAAAAUUAAAAUAAAGUAGUAGUCAAUAUAUUUAUAACGCAAAUUUAAUAUAAUUGUUUGACUGAUACCGCUAUUACUUUUGUGGCCAUAAAACACACUGAAAAAGAGUGAACGAAGAAGAAUCCACAAAAUAUCCUAACAAAUUGGAGUUUGAGCCGGUUAUUUUUAAAUUAAAUUGGGCUCUGCUUUUUCGUUUUCUUUCAUUUUUCCCGUGUGCUUUUUAGGUUAUCAAGUCCUUUCAGCGAAAUUAUGGAAAACUUGGACGUUUUUCUAAUUUUUCUUUCAGUGCGAAUUCUUUCCGUUUUCUGUAUACAAUCAUUUUUUGUACCGGACGAAUACUGGCAAUCAUUGGAAGUAGCACAUAAACUAGUCUUUGGAUAUGGUUAUCUCACUUGGGAAUGGGUUUUGGGCAUACGGAGUUACAUACAUCCCCUAUUAGUAGCGAUAUUUUACAAGUCCCUUUAUUUGUUUGGCUUAGAUUCGGCUUUUUUCUUGAUAUCUGGACCGAGAUUACUACAAGCUGUCCUUAGCUCCUAUGCAGACUUGUGUUUUUAUAGAUGGUCAGGGACAAAGAACUGGGCAGUUUUUAGUAUAUCCAGUUCAUGGUUUCUAUUUUAUACCGCGUCUCGAACACUUAUUAACAGUUUUGAAUGUUCUCUAAGCACCAUUGCCUUGUCAAAAUAUCCCUGGGUGAAGAAAGACAUAAAGGAGAGCUGUACUUUUAUUUGGAUAGUGACCCUACUUUUUAUGAUUCGACCCACCAGCGCGGUAAUAUGGCUUCCAUUGUGCCUUUUCCAUUUAAGUAUCUCUGAAAAAAGUGGUGUAAGGCUAAUGGUAACCAGAUAUAUUCCGAUUGGGGUUUUUGUAGUGAUGUUGGUAGUGCUGAUAGACAGUCUGGCUCAUGGUUCCUUUAUUGUAUCACCCUAUAAUUUUUUCAAAAUCAACAUUUUUCAAAAUAUUGCUUCAAACUAUGGAGAGCAGCCUUGGCAUUGGUACUUGUCCUGCGGUAUUCCGGCCAUCUUGGGCAUUCAAAUCUUGCCUUUUGCCAUGGCCGUGUCGGUGGUCAUAAAAAAUAGACAUAGUCAUAUCAAUGAGCUGGUAAUGCUAGUAACGAUUGUUUUUUCCGUGUUUGUGUUUAGUUUCAUAAACCAUAAAGAGUUUAGAUUUUUAUUACCUCUAUUACCGAUAAUGCUGUAUAUAUCUUCGAGAUUUUUAUCAGCUUGGAGCCGAAAGGCUAACGUUUGGUCCGUUUGGCUUGUAUCGGCUAUCAUAUUCUUGGGCAAUGUGGUUCCCACGUGGUACUUGGGCUUUGUGCACCAAAGGGGCACUUUGGAGGUUAUGGAUGGCUUAAGGGACAUUGCCAACAAGGAUCCUAACAAUAGCAGUUUUCUAUUCUUAAUGCCUUGUCAUUCGACGCCAUUGUACAGCCAUUUACACGUUAACGUUACCACUAGAUUUUUGACUUGCAACCCAAACAUUAACGAAGUACAUGGCUAUGUUGACGAAACUGACUACUUUUACAAAAAUCCAAACGGUUGGUUGCGACAGAACUAUCCACCUAAAGAACCGCUUCCAUCUCAUAUUAUUUGCUUCGAUAAUCUGCUGCCCAUAAUAGGAGGCGAUAUUCUGACCAGAUACAAAAGGAUAAAACAAAUUUUCCAUUGCAACAUACCGGUAUCUUCCAGAAUAGGAAGGUUCGUUUUGGUUUACGAGAGGCUCGAUUUGUAGUCAAUUUUGGAGGUUAGAAAACAUUUUGCUCAUCUGUGUCUAUUAAAUAUUGUAACAAAAUCUAAAUUACUUUGUAAUAAACCCUAUAAAUGUCAAGCGGAAAUAAUAUCUGCUUUUUUCAGAUCAGAAAUGAUAAAAACGUAUAACUACUAGCGGUCUGUUGUGCAGUUCCGCAAAUAACGUCACAGACCAUAGACAGUAUUUUUUUAUAAAUGAAAAUUUCAUGCAAAAGCAACAAAAUUCCUAAAUUGGAAAUCUAAGAAAAAGGAAAUUCAUUAAGUUUUUUUUUCAUUUUUUCCAAUAUCUAGCACCCAGAAGCUUUUUUAAUGCAGUUUCGAAAGAAUUUUUUUUUAAUUUGUUGUGAUAUUUUUGUAUUAAGUGUUUUUAAAAAUGUUGCUAUAUUCAAUAAGGGAAAAAUGACAAAAAAAAAACAAAGAAAUGACCAUGAUUUAUUACAACGGU